CACCAUGCCUGAACCACUAAAAUCUGCUUCAGCCCCUAAAAAGGGCUCCAAGAAGGCCAUUAACAAGGCUCAGAAGAAGGAUGGAAAGAAGCGGAAACGCGGCCGCAAGGAAAGCUACUCCGUGUACGUGUACAAAGUGCUGAAGCAAGUCCACCCCGACACCGGCAUUUCCUCCAAGGCUAUGGGGAUUAUGAACUCCUUUGUCAACGACAUCUUCGAGCGUAUCGCCGGAGAAGCGUCACGCCUGGCGCAUUAUAACAAGCGCUCGACCAUCACUUCGAGGGAGAUUCAGACGGCCGUGCGCCUACUGCUGCCCGGGGAGUUGGCCAAGCAUGCCGUGUCCGAGGGCACCAAGGCCGUCACCAAGUAUACCAGCUCCAAGUGAGCCCCUCGCUGCAGUUAUAGGUCCGCUCUGACCUACACUCCAAAGGCUCUUUUCAGAGCCGUCCACGUUUCUCAAGAAAGAGCCAGUUCGCUGUUAGCUUGUCUCCCCUUAGGUACCCUUUAGGACUCGCUUCGUACAUAUAAAUGUACACAUA
Messenger RNA from Mandrillus leucophaeus (drill), 539 nucleotides. Its product is annotated as histone H2B type 1-M-like. Bases 5 to 385 code for a protein of 126 amino acids. The record is from RefSeq and is a predicted model, not a curated record. Gene Ontology annotation, cellular component: nucleosome. Lineage: Eukaryota; Metazoa; Chordata; Mammalia; Primates; Cercopithecidae. Gene Ontology annotation, molecular function: protein heterodimerization activity; structural constituent of chromatin; DNA binding. The transcript has a single exon.